This is a messenger RNA of Microplitis mediator, 5103 nucleotides long. It is a transcript of the gene TM9SF4, whose product is annotated as transmembrane 9 superfamily member 4. The record is from RefSeq and is a predicted model, not a curated record. Gene Ontology annotation, cellular component: membrane. The transcript has 9 exons. NCBI's taxonomy places the organism in Eukaryota, Metazoa, Arthropoda, Insecta, Hymenoptera, Braconidae. Bases 159 to 2045 code for a protein of 628 amino acids. Gene Ontology annotation, biological process: protein localization to membrane.
AUGUCAUGAUUCACUUAUACCUAAAUAUAUCAUAUACCUGUAUAUUACAGAUGUAAUGCAAAAACGGUGUGUCGCGAAUUGUUGUGGACAUUGUAGGUGAUUGAAAUUAAAUUGUGCAGUCGGCGCGGCGCGGCUCCAUCAACAAUUAACGUCACACAAUGGGAAGAUUAAAAUGGAGUGCAGUUAUAGGACUACUAUUUUUCAUACUAGAAUUAGAUGCCUUUUAUGUUCCUGGAGUAGCUCCAGUUGAAUUUAAAAAAGGCCAAAAAAUAAAUGUAAAAGCUGUGAAAAUGACAAGUACACGUACGCAAUUGCCAUAUGAAUAUUAUUCAUUGGGAUUUUGUAGGCCAAAAAAUGGAACUGUAAUUUAUAUGUCAGAAAAUUUGGGUGAAGUUCUUCGUGGUGAUCGAAUUGUAAACACGCCAUAUGAAGUAGCUAUGGGAGAAGACAUAAGUUGUAGAUUAUUGUGUCAUUCGCCGCAGAAACCCAUGAAUUGGAAUGAAAAAGAAUCUAAGACUGUUAUCGAACGAAUACAACAUGAAUAUACAGUUCAUUUGUUGAUAGAUAAUUUACCUGCCGCCACUAAAAAAACUCAUAAAGAUGACAAUACCAUAGUUUAUUAUGGUUAUCGGCUUGGUGGUGUCAAAGGUGAUCAAGUAUACAUAAACAAUUAUCUUAAACUUAAGCUGAGUUAUCAUAAACAUGGAGAUAAUGAAUUUAGAGUAGUCGGUUUUGAAGUUGAUGCAAGAUCUGUUGAUUUCAACGAAGUAGAAUUUAAAGACAACAAUUGUCAACCACCGGGUGAUGUUUCUCCACAGUAUGUUAAUCCAAAAGGAACAAGACUUUUAUUUUUAUAUUCUGUUGAAUGGACUGAAUCAGAUGUUAGUUGGGCCAGUAGAUGGGACGUUUACUUAGGAAUGAAUGAUGUUGAAAUUCAUUGGUUUUCAAUUAUCAAUUCUCUUGUUGUUGUAUUCUUUCUAUCAGGAAUUCUUACAAUGAUUAUGGUAAGAACAUUACGAAGAGAUAUUGCUCGCUAUAAUGCAGGCGAUAGUGAUAGUCUAGCAAGUUUGGAUGAAUCAAUUGAAGAAACUGGUUGGAAAUUAGUUCACGGUGAUGUAUUUAGACCACCAACAAAUUCACGUCUCUUUGCUGCUGUUAUCGGCAGUGGUAUUCAGAUAUUUUUUAUGGCACUAAUCACAAUAUUUUUUGCUAUGUUGGGAAUGCUUUCACCGGCAAGCAGAGGAGCACUUGCUACUUGUGCAAUUUUUUUCUACGCAUUUUCUGGUUUGGUCGCCGGUUAUUUUUCAGCACGUUUAUAUAAAACAAUACGUGGUAGACAAUGGAAACGUGCAGCUCUUUUAACAGCAACAUUUUAUCCUGGAAUAGUAUUUGGCACAUGUUUUUUCCUUAAUUUUUUUAUUUGGGGAAAACACAGUUCCGGUGCAGUACCAUUUACUACAAUGUUAUCAUUACUAUGUCUUUGGUUCGGUAUUUCUCUUCCUCUCGUUUACUUAGGAUACUUUUUCGGUUAUCGUAAACAACCAUUCACACAUCCAGUUAGAACAAAUCAAAUUCCAAGACAAGUACCCGAUCAAUUGUGGUACAUGAAUCCAUUUUUAUGUACACUAAUGGCUGGAAUUUUACCAUUUGGAGCAGUAUUUAUUGAAUUAUUUUUCAUUUUAACUGCUCUAUGGGAAAAUAGAUUUUAUUAUCUUUUUGGCUUCCUGUUUCUCGUAUUUUGUAUCCUGGUUAUUUCAUGCUCACAAAUAUCAAUUGUUAUGGCCUAUUUUCAACUAUGCGGAGAAGAUUACAGAUGGUGGUGGAGAAGUUUUAUUGUCAGUGGCGGAUCAGCUGUCUACGUUUUUGCCUAUUCAGUUUUUUACUUUAUGACAAAACUUGAAAUUACCGAAUUAGUGCCAACGUUAAUGUACUUCGGUUAUACAGGACUAAUGGUUUUGACAUUUUGGUUAUUAACUGGAACAAUAGGCUUCUUUGCUGCUUAUGCAUUUAUUCGUAAAAUAUAUGCGGCAGUAAAGAUCGACUAGUCGUUAAUUUUCUUAUAGUUGACUUCUCUUUAUAAUUAAAAAAAAAAAAAUAAUAAUAAUAAUAAUAAAAACAGAGACAAUUUUUUAUUAAUAUUAAUGUGUGCGAAAACUCAUUCUGCCUAAUUUUUGGCAAUUGAAUAAAUAUAUCAGGUGAACGAUAGAACGAAUGAUUAAAUAUAAUGAAUAAAAUAAAAUAGUUAUGAUUAUACUUAGUUUACAUAUUUUAAAGAAACAAAACUUUUCAAAUUCGCAUACUCAGUUGAAUUAUUACUUUGAUGCUUUGAAAAAAUAAAAAAAGACAAAUAAAAUAAAUAAUGAAAUCAUUGUCAUAUUUAUUAGUACUUACAAUAUUUAAAAUCAUAAAUAAAUUUAUUUAAAAAUGCCAGUAUAUUUUAUUUUUGAAUAUUUUUUUCAGUACACUUAAGCAUAUGUAAGUACAAUAAAAAUUGAUAAUAAUCUAGACAAUAUCAGUAUUUUAAAUAUGAAAAAUCUGAUAUAUUAUUUAAUGUACAGAGCUUUGUUAAAAAAAAAAACAAAUGAGAGAUCAUUAUUUAUUUAUAUCCAAUUAAUUGAUAAUAAUCAAUGUAGUUUUAAAAAGUGAUGAUGACGAUUCUUCUUUUGCUUGAUUCGGAACAAAAGAUAAAAAACAAUUAAAAUUCCACCAAUAGUGUAUAUUGUAAUGACGGUAUUUUCAACAGGCAUGUAACAUUUUGAUAAAGCGUAAUUAUCUGGUGUAAAAACUCCCUAAAAUAAAGUAUAAAAUAAUUAUAUAAAAUAUUUAAAUAAGUAUAUAAAAUAAAUAUUAAAAUUAAUUGUAUGAAAUAAUUAUUCAAUAGAUUGUUUAAAAUUAUUUAAAUUUUUUAUUUAUUUACCAUUAAAAAUGAUGGAUUAUUUUUAUUUCUCCAACUAUAUGAAGGAAUUGUAACUUCUAGUGUAUCUUCACCGUGCAUAAGCUUGCAACCAUGAUGCGUAUGACCGUCAACAAUUAAUCUUGGAUUCAAUAAUUCCAAAAGCUAUUCAUUUUUUUUCAUUUAAAAAUUAAUACUUUAAAGUAUACAACAAUUAAAACAAUAAAUAAAUUUAAAAUGAAAUUACUUGUUCAGAUGAUUCUUUUGAUAUACAAUCCCAUCGUUCUCGAAAUUUCAAGUCUAUAAUUUCAUCUGGUGCUCGAUCUGGUUCUCUGCAGAGACUAUCAGACUUUCGAUACAUUGGAAAAUGCUAAACAAAAUUUAUUUUUAUUAUCUUUAUUAUUAAGAGAAUAAGGAAAAUUUUGUUCCCGCUAUAUCUAUGUGAUAGAAUUAGUUAAUGUUAUUGAAAUCGGUAUCAUUAGAUAGGUCUUGACUUGAAUUUGUGCCUUUUCAUAGUUUAAACUCUUUUUAAUAGCCAAGUAUUGACAUAAAUGGAUUUAUCUAUAUCAUUCGAAUUACAUUUAAAUUACGCAGACAAAAAGACCAUCGUAUUCAUUUUAUUUAAAUAAAUUAAUAUUUCAAUUAUUCUGUCACUGAAUGUGAUUGAAUAUAUGAAUCGUUGAUUUGAGAAACCCCAUAAGUCAAGAAAACAAAAUUUUUCAGGAAACAAAAAAAACAUUGUUUUGGGAAAACUUGACAUUAAAAGAAUAAAUAAACAAUUGAAUACAAUAAUGUUAGCGUCUCUGAAAAGAUUCCAACAAGAAAAAUUUAAUUUUUUAACUGAAACUACUUAAAAAAAUUAUUUAAAGUUGAUUGACUUAUGGGGUUUCUCAACCAAACGGAAAAAAAAAUUAUAAAAUCAUUGUUUUUUUAAAUGUUUCUACUCAAAUCAUUUAUUACACUGAUAAAAUGAAGUAUUAAAUAUGUAUUUGAACUCUGAAACUAAGAAAUUACAAAAAAUUAUAAUUAAUUUAAACAUUUUAAUUAGUAAUAUAAUGGUCAACAAUAAAACAACAUUUGAAAUUAAUUUCCCAAAAGAGCGCGAAUUUUAAAUAAAAAAAAGAAAAAAAAUUAUUUCUGUAAAACUAAAACUGCAUAUGUUUAUUUGAGUCAUUGACUUAUUGGGGUUUCUUAAUUAAAUGAAAUUGCUGUCACCCCGUUAAUUUUUUUUUAAACGCUGAUUUGAUGCAUAUUUUGAUUGAUUUCUAUGGAGGGAGAUCCAAAGAACCCAAAAAUGCAGAAACCCAAUUUCGCAAAAAACAUGACUUAUGGGGUUUCUCAAAUAAACGAUUCAUAUAUAACUAUUAUAAAAGUAUAUAAUUAACAGAGAAUAUGAAAAAUUUAAUCUAUGUCAUGUCUUCUAUGAUAAUAAAAAUUAAACAAAUUUUAUUUGGUAUCAGUGACAAAAAUAUAUUAGAUGACUAAUAAAAAAAAAUUGACCGUGUGAAGAUUUUUUUUCAAAAAUCCCAUGAUAAUACAAUCAUCGAAAUCAAUAUGUAUGGAAUAUACGAAGCUUUAAUCGAAAUUAAUCCAAAAUAAAUAAUUGUCAAAAUUUUAUGCACCAACUUCCCGAGUAACAAGUUAUUAAGUAAAAAAAUGAAAACAGUUAAGUACUUGAAGUAAAAUUGGCCUGCUGUAUCUUUCAAUUGUAUUUUUCGUAGACUUUGAACAAUCAGUUUUUAUACCUUUUGCACAUUUCAAUUGCUCUAUUUAAACAAAAAAAAUUUUAAUAAUUAAGAAUAAAUUAAAUUAUUAUCAUUAAAAAUAAAUAAAGAUUAUACUUGAUAUUUUAUAAGUAGCAACUUCAGCGGGCCUACAAAGAAAACAUCCGUCUCCUUCAAAGGCCAUACUGUUAAUAAGUACAAAAUGAUUUCCUCGUAUACUGACUCUUCGGACAUUUGGUGAUUUCAUACCAUCAAUAAAUCGUUGAUUUGUAUAAGGUGUUAUUGCUGUAAUAAUUAUAUUUUAAUAAUAAUUAUUCUUGAAAAAUAACUUGAGUAUACAAACCAUAGUGAAAACCCAUGUCAUGAUUUCCGGCAAGUACAUAAGAAUAAGUAUUUUUUGGAACCGCAAAAAGAGAAUGGAAUCUAUUAACAUAAGUUUCAAAUUGAUCUGGACUACUUCGAAGUCCUUCAUCAAAUAUAUCUCCU